Messenger RNA from Suillus plorans, 1424 nucleotides. RefSeq lists its product as uncharacterized. The transcript is spliced from 3 exons. Lineage: Eukaryota; Fungi; Basidiomycota; Agaricomycetes; Boletales; Suillaceae. The record is from RefSeq and is a predicted model, not a curated record. The coding region runs from base 195 to 1424 and encodes 409 amino acids.
CUGAGCCUAUCCGUACCAGUUUUCACUGGGCAUCAGGCUUCAGGACACCGACUCAGGCCCAGCUGUCACUGUCAUGCUGCAAACAUCAAACAAGUCCUAUACAAGGCCUCAUUGUACACUGCGCUGCUUUGAGAUGACACCCACUAGUAAGAUACAAAUAGUGAACAGGAUGCAUACGAUGCACCUAUCCCACGAUGCGCUUCAAACUAGUAUUUUUCUGCAUCUUCCUCUACAUCGUUGGAGGGAUCCAAGCUGCACCUACAACAAAUACAACAAAUACAACAAAUACUACCACUAGCGACAGUUUUAAAGCCCCAUCAUUCACGACCAGAACCUUAUGGACCAUCAUCUCCAGCUCUGUUCUCACUCUUUUUGCAUGUAUAUACAGUGCCAUCCACCCUAAUAUCCCGAGUCCGAAGGACAUCAGUCCCUUUCUUAUCAUACGGCGACAACUUGGCAUGAUGAUAAUGGCACUCAUCGCUCCUGAAAUGAUUGUCACAUGGGCUAUGCGCCAGUUGUUUAGCGCUCAUCAAACGCAUAGCUUCUUUGCGCUCAUGGGUGGUUUCAUGCUUUAUGUGGACGGAGAACCCUACCUUACACUACGUCCUGAAUACAUUCUCAAACUGAUACGUGACGAGUGUAUCGACGUCCCUACUAUAACAGCAAACCAGAUCCAUGACAAGAGCAAAGGCAAUGCGAUAUCGAAAGGAUUGGUCAUGCUUCAGGUGGCCUGGUUUGUUAUGCAACUCAUCACCCGCGCCGUCUAUCACCUCAAAACCACUCAGCUCGAAGUGGGGACACUCGCUUUUGCGGUCCUCAGUUUCCUAACUUAUGCUAUGUGGUGGGACAAGCCUCUCAAUGUGCGAUGUCCACAUCCAGUGUACUGGAAGUCAGCUGAGUCAAGGCCAGAGGAUCACAUUGAAGAUGAAUUUGCUCACCUUCGACUCUUGCCUCGAUCCUUCCGCCCCGUUCUAGAACUGAUAGGCUGGGUUGACAUCCCCACGUCUCGAAAGCUUCGAGUUCCAACAUUUGAUGGCAGCAUCACUAUUGAAGAUUCAAACAAGAAGGUUCUUCGGCUCGCUGCCGUGCUUAUGGCAACCAUAUUUGGCGGCAUCCAUUGUAUGGCUUGGUUCUUUACCUUCCCCACACACCAGGAACAGGUGCUAUGGAAAAUAAGUGCUAUCGCUAUCACUUGCACACCCUGGAUUUGUUUGAGUCUCUACUUAGACUCUUUAGUACGGCGCUUUUCCGAUUCAUCACGUCGCAUCAUGUGGGGUGUAUAUGGUCUGAUUUGUUGUACAUUCGUCGUGUUGUACAUCACAACCCGUGCCGUCCUCUUGGUACUUAUGUUCACCACUUUGCGUAAUCUUCCUCCUGACGCAUACAAGUCGGUGCUGUGGACCAGUUUGGUGCCACACUUGUAG